GUUCAACGCUUGGUUGCCUAUAUUGACACCAUAACACCAGAAAAUUGUGCUUCCAAACUUCCUGCUGAACUUCAAAUGCCCUCAGGUGUCAGCUACGGAGCUGAGGUUCAAUUUGAAAUGGAAGGACGUAUUGCUCUCCGAUUGGCACACUUUCUUUCUGCCUACUAUCAGAAUAACAUAGUUGGCGAGCUCUACGGAAACCUUAAAUCGGGUGCUCCAUUGAACCGUUUCGAGUUAUUUGGCGAAGUCUAUGCCAAUGUACUUUCAAGCUUCCAAAUUGUCUCUUCAGGAAUAUUCUUCGAUAAUCAAGCUUUUAUUGAUCAUGAAGGCACAACAUGGGACCUCUUUGCCCCCUUCGCUUACAAGCCAACUAUGGCUAACCAAGUUGCGGAGGCAAUAGAUAUGAGCGCUCAUGGUUACAGAAACUACACUGAACAGUCGUGGUUUAGAAUACUGAAGGAACGCUGGGCGUCAAGUCGUCAAGGGCUUGAAAGGAUAACCACGAAGCCUUUCAUUCGAAGUAACAUAAAUGGAACACAAGUUCAGAGAUAUUUCAAUUUCCCCCUAUUUUAUCGGGUGCCGAAAUACGAAGAUGGCCAUUGGACUGAACCGUAUUAUGUAUGCGAGGGAUUUUUCAAUGGAUGGGUAAUUACCUAUGCAACCCCAUUUUUCGGCUAUUUGGACAAUCGUAAAACACUCGAUUUCAUGGGUGUAGUGACAAUAUCAGUGGAUCUUCAUCAGUUGGAUAUCAAUCAAUGCCCCCAAUCCUUCUAUACACCGAAUUUCUUCAAGAAUACCGCGAGGUGUGACUUCCAAAAUACUUAUAGCUUCUGUCUAUAUCGUUAA
Molecule: messenger RNA, 846 nt
Organism: Rodentolepis nana
Lineage: Eukaryota; Metazoa; Platyhelminthes; Cestoda; Cyclophyllidea; Hymenolepididae
Source: the annotation of a GenBank genome assembly